AAACAACACAAAAAUGACAGUUCGUUCACAGUUCAGCUCGGAUUGUUUUGUUAACUUUUGUUUACAAACAAAAACAGGCAACUUAUUUCGAAAAUCUCCUUUUCUGAAAUAAAUGAAUACCCUUCUGAAAAUCCAAAUGCUGCGAGGCAGUGCAUACAAAGAGAAAAUAGCUAGACGAUAUUUACGAGAUAUAUCCGACUGUGUCAACCUACCGGACGAUUAUCUACUGCAGAACUGUGGAAUCAACAGAGCAGUCUUCCAUCAGAUAUUAAACAUAUUAGAGCCGGUUGUGCCGAGAACUCAACGUGCGAAUGGGAUUCCAUUUCCUCUGAAAGUUUUAGUCACACUAUCAUUUCUAUACAGUGGCUGCCAUCAGAAAUCCAUAGGGAAAGAUUUCAACUUGAGCAUAUCCCAGAAAUCAGUGAGUAGGGUCAUCAAAAUUGUUAUUGAGGGUCUCAAUGUUGUUCUUGAUAACUGGGUGGUGUUCCCGGCUUCAGCAAUGCAGAGAGAACAGGUCAAAGAAGGGUUCUACAGAAAGUACCAUUUUCCUGAAACUAUAGGUUGCUUAGAUGGCACCUAUGUGGAGAUUGUUUGCCCAAGAGAUGAUGAAGAAGCUUUCUAUGACAUGAAAGGUCAAUACUCCAUAAAUGCACAACUUGUUUGUGAUGCUGACAUGAUAAUCAUAGCAAUAUGCUGUAGAUUCGGAGGGGCUUCCUCAAAUGCGUAUAUUUGGAACAAAAUGAAUAUCAGACAUUUUAUUGAAAACAUUAGCAGGCAGGGUGAGACUGGAUGGCUUAUUGCUGACAACAAAUACCCUCAAAGAGCGUGGCUGAUGACACCAAUACAGCAAGCGCCACAGGGCACUGCAGAGUCUCAAUACAAUCACUUCCAAGGCCGGACAAAGACCUGUGUAGACCGAUGUAUCAGCAAACUCAAAGGCCGAUGGCAAUGCCUCUACAGGCGACCUUUACACUACACCCCGCAAAGAGUGGCUAAAAUAAUCAAUGCUUGUGCCAUCUUACAUAAUCUCUGCACAAAAGCUGGCCUGCCAGAUCCUGAGCCUUAUAUUGAUCCUGAACCAAUGCCAAUGGUUAAUGAGAUGACAGAGAUGCCUGAUGAUAAUGUCAAUGACUUUUAUAUUGGAAUGGAAGUGAGGAGGCAGUUGGCUGAAAGAAUAUAUUAUAGUGUUUAGGCAAAUCCACUUACAGUUUCAGUGGUUGCAAGGAAUCAACGAAUUAAUAAUACAGUCAUGAGUAAUAUAAUGUACCCACUUUAGGACUCUGUCGCACUAACAUAUUUAACAUUUAGUGAGACUUAUAGUUCAAUUUGUCAAAAAAGUUAAUGUGACAUGGUACCAAAAUGUAUACAUAUUAAUGCUCGUGACCGUACAUGUUUGUUAUAAUAUAGAAGUGUGGAAAUUAAUAUAACGAAACUGGAUGCUAUAUGAGCGUAAAGUAAAGACUGACAUAUAUUUUUAUAAAUUUUGUAAAUAUCAUCAUCAUCAACAGCCUAUAUACGUCCCACUGCUGGGCACAGGCCUCCCCUCAAUCAACCGGAGGGGGUAUGGAGCAUACUCCACCACGCUGCUCCAAUGCGGAUUGGUGGAGGUGUUUUUACGGCUAAUAGCCGGGACCAAUGGCUUAACGUGCC
Pectinophora gossypiella (pink bollworm) is the source of this 1650-nucleotide messenger RNA. RefSeq names its product putative nuclease HARBI1. Bases 113 to 1192 code for a protein of 359 amino acids. The record is from RefSeq and is a predicted model, not a curated record. NCBI's taxonomy places the organism in Eukaryota, Metazoa, Arthropoda, Insecta, Lepidoptera, Gelechiidae. The transcript is spliced from 5 exons.